This is a messenger RNA of Spirodela intermedia, 1338 nucleotides long. Lineage: Eukaryota; Viridiplantae; Streptophyta; Magnoliopsida; Alismatales; Araceae. The record is from the annotation of a GenBank genome assembly.
AUGGCAGCAGUGGAGGCAGUUCAAGUGACCUGCGACAUCCUUCUCAAGCCCUACUAUUCGCCUUCUUCCCCACCCCAUGUUCUCCACAACGCUGAGUUCCCCCUUACGCCCUUCGACGUGGCCAACUACAACUGCCAUGUCUGCAUCCUCUACGCCUUCCGGCCGCCGAUGCCCGAUAACGCCGCCCUGCGGGAGGGACUCACACGAGCCCUCGCUUACUUCCCUCACCUUGCCGGAAGGUUCCACCCUGACGAGUACGGAUAUCCGAAAGUCGUUCUAAACGACGCCGGCAUCCGCCUCAAGGAGGCCAUCGCGCCGUCCACCCUGGAGGAACACCUCCCCUUCGACCCCUCCGCGGGCUUUUUAACGUUGCAUCCACACCCAGCUGAGGGGUUGGAGGUGCUCCUCCAGGUUCAGCUCACCCGCUUCUCCUGCGGCGGUCUCACUCUGGGCCUCACCUCCCACCACCGCAUAGGCGACGGCUCCUCCAUUUGCCAUUUCUUGUUCACCUGGGCCAAACUGGUACAGGGCCGUGACGUCGGGACUCUUCCUUUCUUCGGAUGGAGCUCCGUCUGUGCUCCUAGGAACCCGGCUAGGGUGGAGUUUGACCACCUCGGCACGGAGUUCAGGCGCAAGAGUGGAGCCACCCGGCCUGGGGGGGAUGUCGGAGUCAACCUGUCCAAGAUGUGUAACCAGUCCUUCCACUUCUCCAAGGAGUUCAUCGGCAAGCUCAAGGACAUGGUCAAUGGUGGCGACCCCAGCCGUCGAGUGAGCACGUUCUUGAGCGUCCUCACCCACAUGUGGAAGAAGACGACCUUUGCGCGCAGGCUUCCUGACGACGAGAUGACCCAGGUCAGACUUGUUGUCAACGGCCGGCAGAGGAUUAGGCCCUUCGUGCCGCCGGAGUACUUCGGCAACCUUGUGCUCUGGGCCUAUCCAAAACUCACGGCCGGAGAGGUACUCCGGGCGAGCUACUCCCACGUGGCACAGGUGAUCCGCGAGGCAGUGAACAAGGUGGACGACAGCUACUUCAAGUCGUUCAUCGACUUCGGGGAGCAACUUAAAGGGGAGGGAGGCGCAGAGAUUGCCGCGACCAUGCCUGUGGUGGGUGACUUUCUAAACCCCGGCAUCGAGUUCAAUAGCUGGUUGAGCCUCCAAUUCCAUGAGUUGGAUUUCGGCGGCGGACUCCCAGCCGCCUUUUUCCCGCCAGGGCUCCCGGUGGAGGGGCUAAUGAUCCUUGUUCCAUCAUGCGGAGAAGGCGGCGGCGUUGACGUGUAUCUCGCUCUGGAGAAGAGCCAUGCAGCCAUCAUGAGCCAGGUCGUCCAUUCCCUCGUCUAA